AUGUCCGUCCACGAGUUCUACAAGUACGCGUCGUCCUCGUACGAGGGCAGCUGCGAUUCCGGCUUCGAGCUCUCGUACAAAUCCGAGACCACCGACGACAGAACCGACUUCUUCGACGAACUAGUCACCCCGACCAACUCGCCUAGCCUCGACGUCUCCCUCUACGAAAAGUUCAACAGCGCCUUCUACAAGAGCCUAGCCGAUUUCGAGAGGAAACCUCACGAAGACUGGACCCCGCGUUGCAGGCGCAACCUUUUCGACGGCUUCCAGGAGGAGCGAUGCGGUGGGGAAGACGAAGCGAAAACGAAACCCAAGAAGAGGUACGCCACCGGAAGGAACAGGGUGUCCAGGGCGAAAAGUCCGUCGCAGAUCAUGAGGAUCAAACGCGUGAGACGCCUCAAGGCCAACGACAGAGAGAGGAACCGGAUGCACAUGCUGAACGAGGCUCUGGACAGGUUGAGGUGCGUUUUGCCCGCGUUCCCCGAGGACACCAAGCUGACCAAGAUCGAAACGUUGAGGUUCGCGCACAACUACAUCAACGCGCUCGCGGAGGCGCUGAACGACAUCGAAAAGUACGCGAGCGACGACGGACGGGUCGUCGUAAACGUGGGCAACGUUGCCGUCGCGAUCGGGAAACACGGCAACGCUGUGAGGAGCGCGUCGCACGCGUGUGUCAUAAGCGGCAGCAUCAGCAACGCGAGUUUCAUGCAGGACUAUAACGGCGGCGAAGCCGCAGGUUACCAGAUGCCUUAUUCGAUGCCUUACGAUCACCUACAGUACUGUCAGGGUGACGGGGGGUUCGGCCAGUACCACACGGGUACCGAAAACGGGUUCAACAACAACGUGGUGUACGGGUACGGGGGCGGAGGGUACUCGAAAGUGUGA
Cylas formicarius (sweet potato weevil) is the source of this 885-nucleotide messenger RNA. It is a transcript of the gene tap, whose product is annotated as neurogenin-2. Lineage: Eukaryota; Metazoa; Arthropoda; Insecta; Coleoptera; Brentidae. Bases 1 to 885 code for a protein of 294 amino acids. The record is from RefSeq and is a predicted model, not a curated record. Gene Ontology annotation, molecular function: protein dimerization activity. The transcript has a single exon.